This is a messenger RNA of Glossina fuscipes, 3422 nucleotides long. RefSeq names its product activating transcription factor 3 (gene Atf3). Gene Ontology annotation, cellular component: nucleus. The transcript has 4 exons. Bases 1418 to 3229 code for a protein of 603 amino acids. The record is from RefSeq and is a predicted model, not a curated record. Gene Ontology annotation, molecular function: RNA polymerase II cis-regulatory region sequence-specific DNA binding; DNA-binding transcription factor activity, RNA polymerase II-specific. Gene Ontology annotation, biological process: regulation of transcription by RNA polymerase II. NCBI's taxonomy places the organism in Eukaryota, Metazoa, Arthropoda, Insecta, Diptera, Glossinidae.
GUCAUACGAGCAGACAAAGUUCUCUACAUAUAUCAUUAAUAUAUACACGGGAUUUAAAAGUGAAUAUUGGGUGUAUCGAUACGUUCGUUAUCUAGAAAAAACAUCAAAUCUAGUAAGAAUGUGUACAAGUGCGAAUUGAAUGUUUAACGUAAUUACAAGAAUUUCGAACAGUUUAGUUAUUUCGAACGUUUAUUACGGUACUUCAAACGGGAUUCUCUAGUUGUUUUCUACCGCUCCAUAAUAAUCGUCUUCUUCCCUUAACAGCUGUUUAGUCUUAAGCAUUAUGUAUUGAGUUGAGUAGACUAGUGGUGAAUGCGUCGCUACAGCAACAAGAUGUGGAUCUAAAAAACGAAAUUACAAAUCGAUUUCUCUAACGACGGAUGAGUAUAAAGUUUGCUGGAAGCGAAUCGUGAAGGAAAUCUUCCAAAGAUAUGAUUAUACUUUUGCGAUAGGUUCAUGCUUGAUAUCAUAGAUAUGUGGCCUAAAUUUUAAAGCUACUCUUGGUAUACACUUCUUCCAACACCCUCUUUCGCAAAAUCACCGUAAGAUUAUUACACACAGUUACCUCCUUAAGGUGUGAUCUUUAUGUAUGCCCUUCGACGAUUUCGUUUACUUCUCUGCUCUAUCGCCGGAGUGAUUUUGUCGCAACAUAACUCAUGGUCGUCUAAUCAAAGGGAUUACUAAUCACGCUACCAAGUGUCUCUAGUGAAACGCCUCUGGUGUCGGCCAUACGCUGGCCAUCUUUUAGAUGAAUACAAUAUUCUUUACAUUUUUCUUGUUGAGCUCCUAUGUCCGAAUCAAUCUAGAAACUUCAGGCGAUAGGUUUGCUUGGUCUAUCGAUGAUUUACAUCCACGGAUAAUCGCUCGAUUCGCAUGGCGUUAUUUAGGAGUUCGAUGCCAACGUACGCUUGCCGAGACGAACGAAAGUACUGUCAUCCUUAACGGCACUUACGACAUGACCGGUUGCCUGAACUCAACCAAGUAUGCAUCUCACCUCUGAAUUGUCGAAAGUCUCAUAUCUAAAAUAGCGCACUGAGGCGAAAUGUGUGCGCGUGUUUUAGUACGGUAUUGAAUAACGACGAAACAACUUUAAGUCCACGAAUAUUAUGUAGAAUUUUUCAAAUGCCUCAAAUAUUUGCCUUAUUCGUAAAAUAAGUUAAAAAGAAUAACAACAACAAAAAUAAGUGCUUUAAAAAUAAAGAAAAAAUUUUUUAAAAAAUCAAUCUACCAACGUAACGAAGGCCUUUAACUGUGAUUUUAAGUGUUAAGUGUUAUAGCUUUACUAUUGAAAACAAAAAAUAAAAAAUAAUUAAAUAAAUAAGCAAAGAAAAGAAGCAAACAAAAAACAAAAGCAAAAACAAAAAUUGAGAGAACAUCUUAGGUGUUAGUUUACCAUAUUAUUUAAAAAAAUAAAAAAAUGUUUAAUUUAAAUAUACCUCCUUCAUCGUUAUUGGGCGUGGAAGGGUCUGGGGGUCUAUGCUCCAAGCCCAACACUCCCGAGAUACUCAAUUCUCUAAUUGCCAUGACAAAUCCUUUGGAUAAUUAUAAUUUCAACACGAACAACUCAUCAAUGGAUUCAAGUUCCGUACGUGCUUUCAACAACAACUGCAACACACAGAGUAUGUCUCAUGAUAGUAGCAGCAGUUCUGGUUCUCCUUUAGAUUCACCUGCUACUGUCAAUAGAACCCCCAGUGUACAGCAGACUUGUUCGCAACUAAUUAAAGCUGGCCUAAAAUUGACUAUACAAAGUAAACGAAAGCUAUCUACCUGUGACUCUAGUUCUGGUUCUGAGCAGCCUAAUGCAAAAUGUUCGCGACCCAAUGAAGAGUGUGAAGAAACGACCGAUGAAGAUAGUGAACACAAAUCGACAGCACCUAGUAAGGGCUUAACACCGGAGGAUGAAGAUCGUCGGCGUAGACGCCGGGAACGUAAUAAGAUCGCUGCAACUAAAUGUCGCAUGAAGAAACGCGAACGCACACAGAAUUUAAUUAAGGAAUCGGAGCAGUUGGAUACACAAAAUAUUGAUUUAAAAAACCAAGUGCGUGCUUUGGAGACCGAACGUCGUAAGUUAUUAGAAAUGCUACAAGUGCACGAGCCAGCCUGUGUGCAUGCAGGUGGAUUAAACUUACCAUCAAAGUUACUGCAGUCGCCAGCUUUUAAGUAUUUGCUCGACCUCAAUUUAGAUGACAACAUUUCAGCCAAUGGUCUUGGCGUUUCGCAAACGCUACCAAAUGGCUGUGGUAAUGGUAGUUCGGUUAAUCAACAGCGCACUGUAAUCCCACCGAUGUCUACCAUAAAAUUUUCACGUAGUAAUGGAUUUAAGGCGGCUGCUGCCCUUAAUAAUCCGGUAGCCGGUAUGCUACCACAAAUGACGACAGCAUUAUCACAAACAUCACCUCUACAGCAACAGCAACAACAGCAACAACAACAACAGCCACAUCCAACAAGUCAGCUCCCCAAUGGCUAUUGCAAACCAUCACCUACGCCUCAAGAACUUGGCUAUUUAAACUCACCUUCUCAAGACAGCAGCAAUUUGUGCAUAACAGCGGCUCUGCAAAAUCAAUCACACUUAUCAGCCGCCAAUAAUUCUGCCAAUUUGCAUCAGGCGGCCCUCGGUAAUGCCGCGGCGGCAGCUACAGCCUUAGUUAGCCAUUCUAUAGCUGACUACAUUCCAAACUGUGACUCCUCAUCGUUAAGUGCUCUAACUACCCUAACGCAUACACCUACUGCCUGCAGUACGCCUAGCAGUAUUAUGGGCAAUAGCUGUGGUGGCGAUAACAGUGCCCUGCUAGCCAGCGUAGUCAGUCCCAUGGCCGUCGUUACUACUCCUACUACAGCCACCGAAUUUGUCAAAAAUGAAUUAGUCGAUUCACAGAGCCCCUACACCACCGCCCAGUCAGCCGAACGUUUUCUCUUCGAAAGCAAUUGUGAUAGUUUUGUAGAUAUCAAGCAUGCUGUUAAUGUCCAUCACCCGUUAAAUCAAAAUCAUGGCGGUCCUACACUCUUGCAAACCAGUAACGGAGGUGGUAACCUCUUGGAUUUUACAUCAGCCCUUAUGGGCAGCAAUGCGACAGGCGUAGUCUCAUUUCAUGACCAGAUUUCAAUUAAAAAUGACUACCUACAAGAAGCCGAUUUAUUGGCUCAAUUAACAGGAGAGGCAGCUGAGUUUGUGGAUUUGGACAGUGGUGUCGCAGCAGCUUUUAUGACCAACGGGGGUUGUCUAGCAUAAGUUACUAGAAAGUAGAAGUAAAAAAACUAAGUAUUCGAAGAGUGAGGUUUAAUUGAAGGUAUGCAUGGCGAAGAGAGGUAUAAGAUGGAUGGAUGUAAUAACGAAAGGAAUUCUAAAAAGCCUACAUUUCGAGAGGUAAACAACCAUUGAAUGAAUUCAAACAAAAAAAAAAAAAAAAAAAAAAGAGGAAAGA